GAGCAGGAGGAGGGUGGAAAAAGAAAGUCUCGGGAUUCUGCUGCGUUGACAGCUGGGAGGAGAGCGCCCUGCAGCCGUCAGCGCGAAGAGACGCGACCGCCGCCGCUGUUGGAGCUGCUGUUCAAUGCCGAGUAGCACGCGUCUGAGAAUGCCCUGUGGCUGAUCCUGGACAUGCUUUCCACGAACCGCCGUGGUGGUGCGUGGGGGUGAAAUGGACGGAGCCAGCGGCCAAACCCAACAACCUGCUCCCAUGUUCCAGCAUGUCCGGCUGCAGCAAGUCUCCCGCCAACUCCGGGGAAGCUGCAGGUUCUAACUCCAUGGCAUGGGUGAAGAAGUUCAAAAAAACCGGAGGAGGCCUGAAGAAGUCCUACCAACCUGGGAGCAUGGUGUCCCUCGCUCUGACUAAAGGUCUGCUGAACGAGCCCGGCCAGAACAGCUGCUUCCUCAACAGCGCUGUUCAGGUGCUCUGGCAGCUGGACAUUUUCAGGAGGAGUCUGAGGCAGCUCUCUGGACACUUUUGUCUCGGUGAUUCCUGUAUUUUCUGCGCAUUGAAGAGCAUAUUCAACCAGUUCCAGCAGAGCAGAGAGCGAGUGCUGCCCUCUGACAGCCUGCGAAACGCCCUCGCUGAAACCUUUAAGAACGAGCAGCGUUUCCAACUGGGCCUGAUGGACGACGCUGCUGAGUGCUUUGAAAAUAUCCUGGAGCGCAUCCAUUUGCACAUCGUUUCCGACACAGCGACCGAUGCUUGCUCAUCCAAAUCUUGCAUCACCCAUCAGAAGUUUGCUAUGAUGCUUUACGAACAGUUUGUGUGCCGUUGUUGCGGCGCUUCUUCAGACCCACACCCGUUCACAGAGUUCGUUCACUAUGUGUCAACCACGGCUUUAUGCCAACAGGUUGAUCGGACGCUGGGGAAGAACGAGCGGCUCAGGUCGGACAUGUUCGGGGAGCUGCUGCAGGCGGCCAACAGCACCGGUGACCUGCGAAGCUGCCCCAGCGACUGCGGUCAGAGCAUUAAGAUUCGCCGAGUUCUCAUGAACUGUCCAGAGAUCGUCACCAUCGGGUUUGUGUGGGACGCCGAGCAGUCGGAUCUCACGGACGACGUCAUCAGGUCCCUCGGCCCCCGUUUGAACUUGUGCGGGCUUUUCAACCGAGUCACCGAUGAAAACGCCAAACGGAGCGAGCUACACCUGGUGGGGAUGAUCUGCUUCUCCAGCAAACAUUACUCAGCCUUUGCCUAUCACACCAAAUCUUCUAAAUGGAUGUUUUUCGACGAUGCCACCGUAAAGGAGAUCGGAUCCAAAUGGAAGGACGUUGCUUCGAAAUGUAUCAGGGGACACUUCCAGCCACUUCUUUUGUUUUACACCAAUCCCGAGGGGAGCCCAGUUUCUAAUGAAGAUGCACCAAGACAAACCACCAUGUGCCCUCACUACAAAGCCCAAGUAAAUGGAGACGUGACCAUGAAACAUCCUGUUGGCAGUCCUAACAAGUUUAUGGAUCCCUUCAUGGAAAAUCUACAAAGACCAGGUGAACCUACAAAAAAGGACAGAGGACAUCGGAGAAUCGAGCCUUCACAACACAAAGGCACGACGCAUACAAGAUCUUCAUCUCCUCCAGAGAAUGGGCCAAGGCCUCCUGCGGAGAAAAUAAAGAACUAUGUGCGCUCUGAGAAGUCAGCAAAUCACUCCAGCAGAGCGUCUCAGGAGCCCCAUGGGCAGUCCUGCAGUGCACAGACAGGGGGACACGUCAGAAAGACCAACAUUUCCCCAGGACGCAACGAGCAGGAGGCUAGCCACAAACACUGGGAAAAAGGAGGCACCGGGAGCCAAAAUAGGACAAAGUCAACUUGGAGACCCAUCAGGGAGGUGCUGAAUGUAGACACGGUGCUGAACGAACUGGAGCAGCGGCGGCAGCAGCAGCAGCAGCAGCAGGACAGCCCGCAGUGCAGCAAGCCUGCAUCCCAGGAGAGAGCUCGCACAGAACCAGCCAGAGAGCGGGAGCACGCGAGGACCAGAGAGGACCGCAAACAGAAGUGCUUAAUGACAAUUUACGAGGACGAGCAGCGCCACGAGACAGAGAGCCACAGCUCCGUGGAGUCAGAGUGCAGAGUGGGCCAGCAGAGAGGAAGCCGACUCAAAGCGGUCCCCAAGACUCUGCUGCGCAGCGACACCUGGACCAUUCAGAGGACAGAGUCCGGCUACGAGAGCAGCGAUCGGCUCAGCAGCGGCUCCACCAAUCCCGACUCGCCUGGCGUUGAUGGGUUUGGGCUCAAACCAGACCAGAGGUUAACGCCUGAGGUCAUUUUGCAAAGUCAGCUGCAUCAAAAGGAAGGCAAUGCAAAGUCAAGUAUGACAUCAUCUCUUUCCCACAACGGUAAACAUCAAUCUAAAACUCAGGGGAGCCAUGAUGAAGUUUCACUUUCGCAGCUAAAGUGCAGUCCAAGUUCAAGACAGCGAUCAAAACACGCGUCUAACCCCUCCAGGAAAGCAAAGGGCUCAGAGAAGAACUGGACGGGUCCAGAGAGCCGGCAGAGCGAGCACCAGGAGCCGGCCGGCUGCAGAGGGCACGGCGGGGACGGUACGGCCCAGAGACACUUCGCAAAGACCAGUAGCUCGGAGUGGAACAGCUCAGAUGAUCUUGUCCUCUCCGAGUCCGAGGACAGAGAAAGCACGUACCUGUCCAGUAACAGCGAGGCCGUCACCUCCGAUUCCCCGUGCCCUCACGCAGACCUGCCGUACCACCUGCCGAGCGGCGUGGCAGCAGAGACCCAGCUCGGCGCGACCGGGUCGGCUCACGCCCGGCCCGGCCAGCUGGCUUCUCCGGUCCACGGCGACGCGAGCCACGCCGCGUUUCGCCCCAAAAUGCUUCAGGAACCCUUCCCCGCGAGCCCCCGCCUCUCCCCGUCGUCCUACGCCAGCCCCAAGCGGAGGCCCGACAUUUCCAGCCUCCGCACCUUCUCGGACGCCAGCUCCAAGUCGGGCUCCGACCCGGAGAGGAGCACCCAGUCGUCGUGCGAGAGCGAGGAGAGAGCGACGGGGGGCAGGGCGGACGAGGCGGCGCAGGCGCCGGAGGUUUCUCUGACGACGUACUUCAACGUGGACAACUGCAUGACGGAAACGUACCGCCUCAAGUACCACAACCAGAGGCCUCUGGUCCUCUCUGCCACAGUGCCAAGGACAGCUGCCGAGAGCGAGCGCAGAGAAAACAGCCACACACUCCCCAGUGACGCACACUCACAUGACGUGCCAAAAGCCCGGCCUGAAACAAGCCAUAAUAGCAAUAAACCCACUGCAAAAUGGAAGCCAGUGACAGCCAAAGGACUGGAUGAGCGAGGUUUUUUAUGAGUGUUGACUUGGUAAGUUUUGUUUACAUGGACGGACAGUACGACUGGAUGCCAAAGAGUUUACAGAAUGGAAAUGUGUUGAAAAUCCCCCGACCUCUCCAGACUGGGGGGGACGGGGACGACGACUUAUUUAUGCAAGCUUGUCACAUAAAUACAACCUACUUCUAAAUGCUGUUGCAAGCUGUUUAACAGAUUAUCAACUAUCGCGUAUAUCUUCCACACUCCCGUGGCAUUGUUAGGAAAUUAUAUCUGUUUUAUUUUAGUUUUAAUUUAUUUUUUUUUCAGUUUGCACAAGAGGUUGUUUAGUUUCGUUUUGGGUUAUUUGACACAUGGUGUCAGGUUUGUGUCGUUUGUUUUAUUCGCGGGGCAGUUCUGCAGAAGUGCUGAGGAAUGGUCGGAGCUCAAAUACAGUAAACGCCAAAAGUUAUCGCACCCCUGGCAGAUUUAGACAUGUAACUUUUUAUUUUGUAGUAGGAAAUGGAUCAGACAUUUAUUUCUCAAAAUAGUAGCAAAUAAAAACGAGUAUUAAUUUUUUAUAAUUAUUUAUCUACUUGCAUGUUAAAAAUGAUUUAUGCUUUUGUGAAAAACCCUUGGAGAAGAAUCUUAUUGGCAUUUAAAGCAAUCAAACCCUUCCUCUAGUCACUGAGCAGCGUUGUUCACGUCUCCGCUGGUAUUUUGACAAUUUAUCCUUGGUGGUGAGUUUGGCAGGCCUCCUUGCCAUCACCCUAAUCUUCAGCCACAGAUUCUUUCAAAUUCAACAUGGGACUCUACAGCUGGCUUACUCGAACACCUUAGUAUUGCUUCCGGUCAUAAAAUAAAACAUUACCUUAAGGCUAAAUCUGUUAGGGGGUGUGAAUACUUUGGGGUUAACUGUACAAUGGGGGAAAUAAAUAUUCGACCCCCUGCUGGUUUUGUCAGUUUUCUCACUUGCAAACAAAUGAACAGUCUCUAUUUUUUUUUUUUUAGUACAGAAAGACAGCAUACCACCCCAAAACACAAAAUUAUUACCCACUUUCACUGUAAUUAAGGGAAGUAAAUAAGUGACCCUCCAAUAAAUCAAAAUUAAGCCCUCUGUGGAAAAAAAAAACAUUAUGAGCAGGAAUGGCGCUGUGGUGUUUCCUGUUGUUGGUCAUGUUCCCACACAUCUCAAGGGAUUUUGGCCCUUGUCUAUUGAUGUUGGUCUCAUCUGACCACAGGACUUUCUCCAAAGCCUUCUCUGAAUCAUAUAGAUGUUCUCUGCACAGGUGCCUUCCUGGCCAGGAGGCUGCCAGGCGCCAUUCCAUUACGGUGUAGUGCGUAACCAGUGGUGUUCUUGGUGACCAUUUUGGUUGUCCCCUCAGAUCAUUAGUGAGAUCCUCUUGUGUAGUUGUCGACUGAACCCUCAUCUUUCUCAUGAUCAGGCAGCUGAUAGUAAGUUUAAACGUCUUCCACUUCCAAAUAAUCCUAAAACCAGUUUUUAAUCCUCUUGGCAACCUUCCAAACACUCUAGGGAUCUCCUUUUUUUUUUCAAGACAGAUCUGUAGUCCCGAAAAAUGAAACAUUCCUGUUUAGCUUAAAGGGGACAUAUCAUGACAAAUUCACUUUUUUAGCCCUUAAAUAAACUUUGUUGUGUUCUUGGAGCCACUAGGAAUGCAGCAAAUUUGAAAGUAGUCUGUCCAGGUGCUGCGUAGGUAUCUAUAUAUUCGGUUUGGGUCAUAUUUUCACUCCGUUCAAUGUAUUCUGUUCUCUAUUAUGGUUUUUAAACAAUUACGUCCAAGUUUUUGUUGCAGAGUUGCUAAACAAGAUCAGGGACGUCCGGCUUACCAGCCGUGCAAAUCCACUGUUUUUAUUUCUCGGUGCGAUUUUGUAGUCCAAGCUGAAGGACGCUGGAGCUACAGGUGGAUAAGUCAUUGGCUGUUCAUUACGCCUUCCCAAGCGUACUACAGAAAUGGCCGAACAGGGUGGAGGGGAAGGCUCUGCGACCUUUUGGGGGUGGCAGGGGGCGAAGCGCCUCCUUUUAGAUUUAAAGAGACGGCACCAAAACGAGAUGCUCUUAAACGCACCUCAGAACAGGGGUGGAUAGGGGGAACGUGGGGAUAAAUUAACGAGGAAUUCAGCAUCGCGGUUCCACCUUAUGUAGACAACAGCUGAACGAUUUGAACGUGAAAAGAAAGAACUGAAAAGAACGAUAUGUCCGCUUUAAACAGACAUGUUUAACGUUUGAUUAGGCACAGCGGUGCAGUUGUUAGCGCUGUUGUCUUGUCCCAGCCAGGAUUGCACAGAGUUUGCAUGCAUCACAGGUCAUCAAACUCUGUGGGUAAUUUGUCUCCCUCCCGUAGUCCAAAAUAGGUUAAUUGGUCUGCCUCUGUUGGUCUUAGGCAUCUAAGUCUGUUCAUGGUUGUUUGCCCCGUUCGUCUCUGUGUUUUCCGGGUGAUGGACUGCUGUACCAUGUCUCACAGUCAUUGACCUGUGAUAGGUCUCUGCCUCCCCUGCGCCGAGCAAGGACUAUACGGGCAUAAAAGCAAAAUGGAUGUGAGGUUUCUUUAUGAAGACACCUUUCUCUUUUUGUCUGUCAUGUCAUCUUUUCUAAGUCUAUGCAACUAAAUGCGUCUUGCUGAUGGUCUGGGAGCCCAUCGCUGACUUGUGCAGAUCUACUGUCUUGUUUCUGACGUCCUCUGAGAACUCCUUGGUCCUUGGUUUGGGGUGGUGGAGAGGUUGGAGUGGAACGACUUCAUUAAGUAGUCAUGUGUGCUCGAUGCACUUAAAGAGUUGAGAUCUGUUACUGAUCACCUGAUCUCAUAACCAAUCUACGGGAGCCAAAAUUCUGGCUCCUUUGUUGAGAUCAAAUACUCAUUUUAUCGAGUGACGCGUCAAUAGACAACUUUUAUAUAAUGGUUUUGGUUGGUAUUCUGUCUCCGUAUUAAAAUGAACCGUAAAAUUACGAGACUGCUUCUUCGUAAGUCAGCAAACUAACAAAGUCAGCCGUGGGUCGAAGGGUUGAGUUAGGUGUUAGGGUUAUUUCCCUCACAGUGACAGGUCGUCUACAGUUGGUGCUGAAAUCUGUACAAAUGUUUUGUCAACACAGAAGAAUUUUUGCAUUUAUGAUCAAAAAAAGUGUAUUAAAACAUGUUUUAUGUGAUUGUCGUGUUUUUUUCUGCAGAACAACAAAUCCCAGUUUAACCCAAGCAGCACCACAACGGUCGAUCUAAUAGAUCGGGCUUUUUUUUUUUUUUUUUUUUUUUUGCUUAAAAUCUGGGCAGCUCACUAAAACUUUAUGCACACUGGGGAUUCUGUUCGCUGUCGCCAGAUAACGUACGCCUCAGCAGUCAGUCAUUGUUAGUCACUGAUUUGUUAUCAUUUAUCAGCUCUUUUGCAACACUUAAAUGUUAAUGAAUGACUGUUGGCUGCCCCGAAAGCAGACACACUCCGCUGCUGCGAAAAUCUACCAGCAAGGAUUCUGGCUUGGGCUUUAUAUAUAUAUAUAAAAAAAAAAAAAAAAACGAAAAGUAAACGUAAAGCUGGCUGUUAAACACGUAUUUUUGCUUAACUGAAACGUAACUUUGCAUGACCGCUGUCGGUUUGUGGUGAUCCAUAAAGUUGUGAUCUGAGGAAUCUGGAGUCCAGCAGCUGGGGCAGCCCUCAGGUUAUUCACUAUGACCCAAAAUCACACACCCUCGUGUUUUCUUUUAUUCCGCUGGCCCUUGUAAUCCGUUUUUUUUUUUUUUUUUUUGUCUUUUAUCCUGUCUUCCUCUUGAAAGAAAGCCAAACGGACCUGUAGUUGCAGGGGUGUUUUUCACGACGCGACGGACCCAUCUGACAUCACCACUGACUAUGUGGCUCCACACCACUGGGGUUCCUGUUCAGAGAACAGUGAUGUUGUGAAACCUGCAUGUGGCCUUUAUAAAUCAUACUAGCUGUAUGUGCAGCAUGAGCAUGAAGAUGCUGGACUCAUUGAGUCCUCUUAACGUUAUAAGGGAUUCUACCUAAUUGUAAUAAAAUGAGUUGAUUCAAUAGCAGUUUGUAACCAUGGUUGAUAUGGAGGGACGAAUGUGCUUUUGUUUUGUUUUUUUUGUUUGUUUUUUUCUUCUCUUGCUCGCACAAGAAUACAGUCUGUUGUUUAUGCAUUUUAAAAAGCAGUUUGCUGAGAACCUACUAACGCUCCAGGACACUAUGCAUUUGCCGAAAAUGAAUUUGAAAUGAGUCCCAAAUGCACAUGUUGGUGUUUUAAAUCUGUGUAAUAUGUUCGUUCUCAACACUUCCGACACCAUAUAAUAAUCUAUGUUGUUCCGCUUCCAGAUGGAUAGAGCUAUAGCUACCUGUCUUUUAUGCUCACCACACUGCACAGUCUUUCCCUACACAGUCUGUCAUUUAUGUUUUCCAUUUUUUGUGUUUUAUCUGUUCACGGUAACCUUUGUUCAGGGGUAUUUAUUCCAUGAGCUCAUUGAAGCAGUAAAUCAGUGUGUGUGCCCUAUCAGACGCCACACGAUAGCGUUUAGAGGUUCAUUGUGGGAGUUCAGUCACGUCUUAACAAGUCGUUUUAGCAAAAAUAGAUCCAAUUCGAUUUGUUAUUUUAAGAAUACGGAGCGUUUGCUCUAAUCUGUUCCACUGUAAAAUAUUAAUAAGUCAUAUCUAACCGACUUUGAACUAAUUGGUAACUUAUUAAAGUUGCAGCAAUGAUCCGCUGUAUAUUUUCAAAUAAUUGAUUUACUGCCCAAAUAAAUUAGGAGUUUAUUGGACAAGUCACAUCUAAACCUCUGCAUAUUUGCUGGCGCACACAGACGUUUGCUCUGGAUUUUCCAUCUCUAUCCACUUAAAUAAUAACGAUAAUAAUAUAUUUUUUCCUUGUUUUGCUUUGCAUUCUGAAUGUUCUGUCUUCGGUUGUAUCAGCUGUGCCUUGGCAUUUUCAGUGCAACAUGUAUGUUUUUCGUCACUGUGCGCAAUUAAGCUACCUUUUGGAAGUGACGCAUGAAAAGAAAAAAGAAAAAACGUUUUAAUUUACAGUGUGUUUCAAAAGUGGUCACUCCCCUUCAACCUUUUGCACAUUUUGUCACGUUACAACCGCAAGCUUCAAUCUGCUUUAAUGCAAUCACAGCAUUUUGGGGUAUAUGUCACACCUAGAGAUAUAAGUUCCUGCCCAGGUUACCCAUGCAUAAAGUUCAAGCUCAGUCAAACUGGAGGGAGAAAAUCACAAAAUCGAUUUUUUUUUUUUUUAAACCUACCCUCACGUUGGACUUUGGCUCAUUCUAACACAUGAAUACAUAGAGAUCUAAAGCUACAACAUUGUGGCUAAGCUCCAGAUUGGAUUGUAAAGGUUGCUGACCCCUGGUUUAGUUGUUUUCAGGGUUGGUUUUCUGUUUUGGGAUGAUGGAUUUAAGCUCACUCUGCUUUAAGGCUCUCCACAAUAUUCUCCCCGAUCCCGUCUGCUUUGUUCCCUGGUCUUCAUGAUGCUGGUUUGCUCACUAAUAGCCGCUAACAGGCUCCAACCUCCUCUAAUGUUCCCUGACAAACCUCUGGGGCCUUCGUAGGACAGCCUGUAGCACUGGAGUUUAAUUAAAGAUGAAUACAAUUGCACGUUUUUUUUUUUCCCGCCUUUUAUUUCUGUAACGCCUUCCAUCCUCUCCGCAGUUAUGCCCUACUUUGUGCUGGUCUGUUACGAAAUCCAGCUAAAAAUACAUUCAACUUUCUGGUUGUAAUGUGACAAAAUGGAGAGAGAGAGAAGAAAAUGUUUGAAGCUAACAGGCAGAUGACAUUUUGUUGUACUGAAACUGUUUUAAAAGCUCUUUUAAUCUGGACGGCUACAGUCGUGACUGCAAGCGGCAAAAUCACCUGGUUGGUCAUGUUUGUCACAUCGAGGCGCGCAGAGAACAGGUCUGUAGCGCCCGCUUCAUUUCAAAGGUUGGUGCUAAAUCCUGAUGUAUAAUAAACGCAUCUUCUUCUUCUCUUUUUUUUUUUAGAGUUUAAUUAAAUUAUCGCAAUAGUAAGGGUAUGCGUACUGCAGUCAUGGGCUGUAGUCUUCAGUUAAAGACGUCACAUGUUGAACAACAGGCGGUCUCCUCCUGUGUCCCACACAGCCAGAGCCGGCCCAAGACCGCAUGGGGCCCUGAGCAGGGGUUUAAUGGUGGAUCUGCAAAUAGAAUCAAUUGUUUUUCCACUAAAUACCCGCAGCUAAAUAAACGGCAGAGAGCAGAUUAUUUAUCCGACUCACUCGUCUACUCUGCCGCGUCUGGAGGAGAAAGCUUCAGCGUUUUCUAGCAAUUAGAUCGCUGAUGAAACGUGAGUCCAGCAACAUUUUGCUGUGACUAAAUUGAUUAUAAUUUUAUACCACUUGUUUAAAUUCUUAACAAAAUUUUAAAUUGCAUCUCUUAAAAUUUGCUACUGGUAAAACUGUAUUCUUUAUUGACAAAUAGAGCUACAAAUCUGAAUUUGCAUGAGAAAUCAAGUGCCCUGCUGGACCUGGGCGGAGGGCGCCCUGAGCGACAGCUCGGCUUGCUUCGCCUUGGGCCGGCUCUGCAUGCGUUGACAGCUGGUGUUGGUGGGAAACUUGUAUCCUGUGUUUUUUUAUCGCACUGGGACGUUAUCUCCUUAUCCUGUAUCGCAUCAGCACCAACAAGCGAGAGCCAAUGAGAACAUUUUCCACAUUAUGUGGAAGAUCUUCUCCAGGCUCUUGCGUCCUGUAACUUAUCAGAUACCAUGCAGGACUCUCCCUGGAUCCUCCCCUCACGCCUCUGUGUGGUCUGCUCUGUGGAGCCGUUGAUAAUCCAACUGCAUGCUUUCUGACAUGUCCAAUCGCAGAUUCAUUUAAAAAUAUAUAUAUUGUUAAACCUGUCUACACUUUCUACUUUUGGAGAUACUAUAUCUUUAUUUUUUACUUAUUGCUGAAUAAAGAUUUAAUUACCACACCA
Molecule: messenger RNA, 10221 nt
Organism: Fundulus heteroclitus (mummichog)
Lineage: Eukaryota; Metazoa; Chordata; Actinopteri; Cyprinodontiformes; Fundulidae
Gene: usp53b
Product: ubiquitin specific peptidase 53b
Exons: 17
Coding region: 261-3341 (1026 amino acids)
Biological process (GO): response to auditory stimulus; sensory perception of sound; protein deubiquitination
Cellular component (GO): cell-cell junction
Molecular function (GO): cysteine-type deubiquitinase activity
Source: RefSeq, a predicted model, not a curated record